This is a messenger RNA of Adineta steineri, 4776 nucleotides long. NCBI's taxonomy places the organism in Eukaryota, Metazoa, Rotifera, Eurotatoria, Adinetida, Adinetidae. The record is from the annotation of a GenBank genome assembly.
AUGUUAAUGACAGAUACUUUACCAAAAUUACAACAAUAUUUUUUAACACAUGGUAUCUAUGUUAAUUUUAUUGAUUGUAAUUUAAAUUGGGAUCAUGAUUUAUCUCGAAAUCCAUAUCAUAUUAUACAAUAUAUGAAAGAAGUUCAUGAUGCUUAUAAAACAUCAACUGGAUUAUUUUUCUUGAGUUUAAUUGGAAAUAAAUAUGGUCCUAUUGUUUUACCCAGUGAAUUAUCAACAAGUGAUUUUAAUAAUAUAAAAACUGCUGCAUCAGAUUUAAAUAAAGAUGUUAAAUUACUUGAACGAUGGUAUUUAUUAGAUGAUAAAUUAUCACCACCUGCUUAUAAAUUAAAAGAUCCCGAUGAAGAUUUUUCCAAUAUAUUAUCACGAUCAUCAUCAACAUAUGAUAUAAGUAUACGAGAAAGUCAAGAAUGGAAUGAUGUAUAUACAACUCUAGCUGAUUUAUUCAUCAGUGUUCUACAUGAAAAAUCUAAUUUAAAAUCUAAGCAUGAUACAUCAUCAUUACAUGAUAUUCAACUGCUUUCCGGCGUUGAAAUGCUAUUCAAUUACGCAGCUAAACUAUCUUCAUCCGGUUGCAUGUGCGUCUUACGGCAAAUUGAUGGUUUAAAUGAAAAAAGUAAAGGCAAUGAAUCAUAUAUUGAUGUCCUACCGGGCAGUAAUCGUUUGGAUAAAACUCGUCAAGAAAAAUUAAAACGUUUUCGUGAAUCUUUAAUGAAUAAAUUAACAUUGAAUGAUGAUAAUGAUAGUAAAAUCGAAGAUAAUCGAGCCAUAUUUAAUAUACAAUGGAAAGAAAAUGGUGAAUUUCAAUUAGAUGAUGUCGAUUAUCAACGUUAUUUACGUACAUUAAAUGCAGCAAUAUUUCUUCGUGUUAAAUCGGCAUGUGAACGUCAAAUUGAUCAAUCAAUAUCAAGUCAUUUGAAACGUCCUGAACAAAUUUUAUAUAAUGAAACACUUGUUCAUUUAACAUAUUAUUCAAAAUUAUCAUCACAUACAUGUUUAGGUUUUGAAAAUUUUGUAGAAAAUAAUAAUUUAUUUAAAAAAUGGUUAUUAUCAGCGAAUACAAAUGAACAUUAUCCAUUAAUGAUUGUUGGUAGUCGAGCAUCAGGAAAAACUUUAUUAUGCACAAAAUUAGCUCAAUAUCUUUUGAAUACAUUAGGAAAGAAUGCUCAAUGUAUAAUACGUUAUUUUAAUUUAACAUCAAGAUCACGAAAUCUUGUCGAAUUAUUUUCAUCCAUAUGUACACAAAUGAGUUCAUUUCAAAAUGCACCACCAUUAGUCAAUGAUCAUAAACUUGAUCGUGUAGAAUAUUAUCUAUCUGUUUUAACAAAUCUAUCAAAAAAUCAAAAACCAAUUAUUAUUGUAAUUGAUGGUAUUGAAGAAGGAACACCAACAAGUCAAUAUACGGCAUCAAUGGCAUAUUAUCAAGCAUUACUUCAUUUACUUCCACCUAAAGUCUAUGUAAUAUUAUCAGUUAGUCGAAAUAUUCAUGCAACUCCUCAUUCCGAUAUGCAAAUUCGUGAAAUUCUUGAACGAUUAGAAAAAGAUGAAUGUAUUAUUGAAUUACCAUUUUCAAUUGAAACAAUACAUAUUCGUGAUUUAAGUUUACAUAUAAAAUCGGAAUUAAAUACAAUUAAACGAAAUGUAACCGAUUCAGUUUUACAAGCUCUUUCAAAAUGUAUAUAUCAACAAUUAGAUAAACAAUCGCAAAUAUUUUUUCUUCUUCGUUUGGUGUUAAAUGAAAGCUAUUUUAGUUACAUAUCACAACGAAAGAAAAAAUUAGAUUUAACAGAUUUAAAUAUAGAAGAAAUUCUUAAUGCAUAUAUUGAUCAUUGUGAACGAAAAUUCGGUCCAAAAAUAUGUUCUCUCAUAUUUAAUUAUAUAAGUUCAUCACAAGCAGCAAUUCAUGAACUUGAAUUACUUGAUAUAUUAUCUUGUAAUAAUGAAUUUUUCUUAGAAUAUUUUCAAAAAGAUUUACCGAAAUAUUUACGUUUUCCAUCAUCAUUAUGGAUUGCUAUUAAAUAUACAUUAGGUCCAUUAUUAUCAAUAAGAUAUUUUGAUUUAAAAGUUGUUAUUUGUUGGAGUCAUUCAUUUAUUCGAAGACAUAUGAAACAAAAAUAUUUAAAACGAGUUGAAGAUAUUCGUAUUUCACAUCGAGAUAUUUCAAAUUAUUUUCUGGAAUCUUUCAUCGAAUCAAAACCAUUAGUCGACAUGGGACGUAACAUUCAAAUCAGAGGAGAUAAUGCACGUCGUUUCGUCUUACAACAACCACUUCUUUAUUCCGAAACAGCAUAUAAUUAUCGACGAUUAGGUGAAUUAUGGUAUCAAUUGAUGCAUUCUGGUGAUAUUGAUCGUUUAAAAGAACAUACAUUAUGUUGUUUUGACUAUUUAUUAGCUAAAAUUCAUGGUUCAUCGAUUGAACAAUUAUUAUGGGAAAUCGAUAUAGUUUGUAGUAAUAUUCUCGAUGCUGACGUUCUUCUCGUACAAACAAUAUUAAGAAAUAUAAUUCAUAUUGUUUCAUAUGAUCCAGUUUUACUGGCUGGUGAAAUGAUUUUACGUUUAAAAAAUAUAAAAAAUCAUUAUAAUGAACAUAUUGAAGUCUUAUUUGCUCAAGCACAUGAUUGGUGUGAUUCAUCUAGUGCAUCAGUAUUUGUUCCAUUAUCUUCAUGGAUAUCAACAGUACCAUCAAUGACUAUAACUGUAUUACCAUGUGCUGAUGGAGCAUUUAAAAUAGCACCCACAACAUUCAAUCAACAUGUUUUUUGUACAACACGUGCAAAUGAAAUAGCUAUGUAUCAUAUACCAUCAAAAAAACUUGUUAAAAAAUUUACCGGUCAUACAUCACAAAUUACAGCUAUACAAUUAACACAUAAUAAUAAAUAUUUAGUAUCGUCAUCAACAGAUCGUACUAUAAAAUUAUUUAAUUUGAAUUCCGGAGAAUUAGAAAAUAGUUAUUGUGUUCAUCAAGAUGAAGUACUUUGUAUGACAGUUUCACAUAAUAAUGAACAAAUUGUAACUGGAUCUCGUGAUCGAUUUAUUAUUGUAUUUCGUUCGGACAAUGGUGAAAUUGAACAUUCAAUUGAACAACAUACAGAUGCUGUCACUGCUGUUGCACUUACACAAGAUGAUGGUCUAUUAAUUUCUGCUUCACGUGAUCAAACUAUAAAACGAUGGACAUUUCGUGGUAUGCAAUUACUUGAUGUUAUUGAUACAGUUGGCUCACCAAUUACACAUAUGAUUAUAUCUACUGAUGAUACAUUUAUAAUAGUUUCAUGUGAUAAUAAAACAGUUCAAGUUAAAUCACUUGUUACUGGAAGUGAUAUACAUAAUCUUGAAGGACAUUCAUCUGAAGUGACAAGUCUUUCAGUAUCAAAUGAUUCGAUAUGUUGUUAUGUUGGUUGUAGUGAUGGACAUAUAUAUGUUUAUAAUUUACGUUCACAAAUUCUUCUUCGAACAUUAACACAUCAUGAUUCAGCUAUUACUGAUCUUAAUAUAUCAAUGGAUGAUUAUUUUCUUUUUUCUGCAGCUGAAAAUGCAAUACAUGUUUUAAAUGUUAAACAACAAUCCAAUGGUUUUCAAACAACUGAUCCAUUGUCAUCACCAGAUGCUAUUACAGCAUUAUCGAUAUCACGUGAAGGUGAUGUUGCUAUAGCUGGUUGUGCAGCUGGUAGUGUUCGAUUAUUUAAUUUGAUUGAUGGAGAAUUUACUGAACGUACAACUGAUCAUAAAGGGCCUGUUACACAAGUCGCACUUUCACAUUCAUAUUUAUUUUCAUUAUCCGGAUCAAAAGAUACAACAAUUAAAGUUUAUGAUAAUGAAAUGGGAGAAAUUGUUGCAGAAUUUACUGAUCAUACAGCACCAAUAGCACAUGUACGAAUACUAGAAGAUAAUCGAAAGAUUCUAUCAAGUGAUGAACAAAAUUAUAUUAAAACAUGGUGGGCAAAUACAGGAGAACCAAUUGAUUCAUAUAAUAUACCAUGUAAAAUGCUUGGUGUAUCACCUGAUGGUAAAUAUGUUGUAUCAGGAAAUGGAGAUCAUCUUUUAAAAAUUUGGUCAUUGGAUGAUGCACGUGUUGUUCGUUCAAUAGAUCAUACAGAAGGAAAAAUAACUUGUAUGGCAUUUCGAGCCGAUUCACAAUAUUUAAUUACUGGAGGUGAAGAUUUUAGUUGUAAAUUAUGGGAAUUAGCAUCAGGAAAACUUACACAAGUUCUUGUUGAACAUGAACAUUCAAUUUCGGCUGUUGCAAUUAGUGAAGAUGGAAAACAUGUUCUUAGUGGUGAUAAUGAUGGUCACGCUCUUAUAUGGUCAUUCAAAGAUGGUGCUGUUGUACAUAAGCUUACAAGACAUAAAAAUGCAAUCGUUACUGUCUCAUUUACUAUUGAUAGCAAUAUUGCAAUAACCGCAUCUCAAGAUGGUUUUCUUCAAGCAUGGUCAACUUUAACUGGUAUUUGUAUAGCUGCAUUUCAUUUUAAUCAUACACUCAUUAAAUUACUUGUAUCACAAAGUGGAGCACGUUAUGCAGCAAUUUUACAAAAUACAUCUUGUGUUGCUAUGUUAAGUCUUUUUAAUAUUCCAUCUGGUGAAGUUACAAAGAUGCCACAACGUCACAAUCAAACAUUUUGUGAUCCAAAUAAUAUCCUAUUACCAAUAAAACCCAAACCAUUACUUUUUCCAAAAGAGUCAACAUUUUUAUACGAUGAAUCUAAUCAAAUUUUAAAAUCCGAUCAAAUUGCUGGCGAUACUAUAUUAAAUAAGAUCUAA